UUUUAUCAUGGCGUUUCCCACUAGCCCGAUGUCUCCAGUUCAAAUACCCGAUAUGCUUUUCUACAACUUUAACAGCUCUCGGGGCCAGGUUUUGCGCCCGUCUUCGUUUUGGUCUGUGCGCGACAUCAAAGAAGAAGUCGAAAAGAGAGAAAACGUCCCUGCCGAUUCGUUGCGAGUCAUUUACAGAGGGACGGAAUUAGAAGACAACAAACAUCUCAAAGAUUGUAAACUGGACACCAUGAGCACAGUGCACGUACUGAAAAGCGAUAGACGGAGCUCUUCUGCGUUGGAAGCCAUGGCAAAACCUAAGAAUCAAUUUUAUGUGUAUUGUGCUGAGUGCAAGUCAAUAGCCGAGGGGAAAAUCAUCAUUCGAUGCUCUGAGUGCAUGCAGCAAAGUUUUGUAGUCAAGAAGGGUCCCAAGUCAUGGGACGAAGUCCUAGUAAAGCAAACGGAUAUUCAUGGCUCUUGCCUAAAUGAAUCAUGCAAGGGAAAGGACCAUCAGGGCAAGUAUACAUUUCAUUGCUCAGCACAUAGAGGGAGUGAUAUACCACCAGAGGCAUUACCUUUGCCCUUACUUCGUGUCAACACAGUUUCUAUAAAGUGCAUGAAUUGUGCUGAGACCCAAGAUCCUGUUCUGGUCUUUCCUUGUAAUGAUCAUCAUGCCAUUUGCAUGUCUUGCUUUGAAAUUUAUGUUGAACUGGCAAUUAACAGUCAGCUAUUUGAGCGUGAUCCACGCACUGAGAUGUACACACUAGGCUGUCCUGCCGGAUGUCCUGACUCAUAUAUUCCUGAACCACAUACCUUCAAAGCUGCGAGACCUGAUCUAUAUGAGAGGUAUAAGGACAUUGCUGUUGAAGACAUGGUGUUGAAGUGUGGUGGUGUAGUGUGUUCGUGUGGUCAGAAGAUUAUGUGCUCACAAUUUGAUGAGUCAGAGAGUGAAGACGAUGACGAGGAAGAGGCAGAGCCUCAGGCUGCUGCUGCUGCUGCAUUUCAGCCUCAACGGCUUAGCCUUAAGUGUGAUUCGUGCAAGAAAACAUACUGUACAAGGUGCAAACAACUUUGGCAUCCUGGGGAUGAGUGUACAGCUCCGGCUCCUAAAGACAGGCCCAAAGAUGAAAUGAGAAUCGAAAAGGAGAAAGCUGCUAUGGCUUGCUGGAAAACAGGCUAUCCAGAUCCUUGCAUUGAAGCUUUCCAGAAAGAUCUACAAGAAGCAAAGAAAAAAUGGGAACAGUCACAUAAGAAAAAGAGAUGGUGGUUGUUCUCAUCUUGAGAGACAAUCUGUAUAUUGCUUGGUUGGAUGAGAUCUUGCUGUCAUUUUGGUCAUUUGGAGGACUGUUUGUAUUAUGUAUCCGACUACAUUGAUGCCGUAUGAAUUAGUUGUUUCUACCAGAAACCUUUCCCAUGUUGUUAUAAGUCUUAUAUGCUUUUACACAAGAACAGUGUUUACUUUUCUGGAGUGGAAUUGAAGACGUGUGCUUACGUUGUUUAGGCUGGAUACUUUUUAGGAUGAUCUUUCAGUUGUGGCUGAUUUGUUGAUGUUUGAAAACUAAA
This is a messenger RNA of Corticium candelabrum, 1551 nucleotides long. Its product is annotated as E3 ubiquitin-protein ligase parkin-like. Lineage: Eukaryota; Metazoa; Porifera; Homoscleromorpha; Homosclerophorida; Plakinidae. Gene Ontology annotation, molecular function: ubiquitin-protein transferase activity; polyubiquitin modification-dependent protein binding. Gene Ontology annotation, cellular component: mitochondrion; cytosol. The record is from RefSeq and is a predicted model, not a curated record. Gene Ontology annotation, biological process: ubiquitin-dependent protein catabolic process. The transcript is spliced from 11 exons. The coding region runs from base 8 to 1270 and encodes 420 amino acids.